CGUAACAGCGAGUUCCACAUUUUUCAACAAUGCCACGAUCGUGAUCCUGUCUUCAAGUGGCCGCCUCACCAAUUUCCCAGCACCAGCAUUUGAAAACUUGGACCCUACAAAAACAAUCAAAGCCGUGCCCUAUCUCGCUUUCUUGGACUUCAUACACCGACUUCCUUAACCAUAUAAAUAAGACAUUGCUUCACGUUACACAUGUAGUCCUAAAAGAAAUGGAUUUAGAAUCUCUUGCAAGAGCCAGGACCCAUCAUCCAUGUGCUGCUUGUAGGAUGCUACGCCGGAGAUGUGACAGUAGUUGCAUUCUCGCUCCGUAUUUCCCCUGCCACGAGAUCGACAAGUUUGCCAAGUUACACAAGGUUUUCGGUGCUAGCAAUGCAAUCAAAAUGAUUCAGGUUGGUAAUAAUAAGCUUAAUCUGCAGUUGUGAUAUUUUGCGACAUUGAUAUUUUUUUAUGUAAAUCUAAGGUACUAAUUGAUUCUAUGAGUUUCUGAUACCAGAUGGUAGAGAAAAGAAAUAGGGAGGAUGCUGUGAAAGCGCUGGUCUAUGAAGCAACAUGGAGGAUCAAAGACCCGGUUUAUGGCAGCACAGGAGUUGUUUGCCAAUUGCAAAAGAUGGUGCAAGAACUUGAGAUGCAGCUUGAAUCAACAAAAGCUCGGGUAUUGGAGUUGCAGCAGCAAAAAGAUCAGUUCUGGAACUUUCUUUCGAAUCUUGAUCUUAUAUCUCCCAUUAACGGAGGCAAUUUCGCAUUAGAUUACCAUGACUCUAUAUCAUAUGAUCCAGCCAAGUUCCCUGCAGAAUGUGACGAUUGGAUCAUUUAAGUCAUAGAAAA
Molecule: messenger RNA, 834 nt
Organism: Hibiscus syriacus
Lineage: Eukaryota; Viridiplantae; Streptophyta; Magnoliopsida; Malvales; Malvaceae
Product: LOB domain-containing protein 1-like
Exons: 1
Coding region: 503-823 (106 amino acids)
Source: RefSeq, a predicted model, not a curated record